AUGGAAGGUACUUCGAUAACUGAAAGAUUGAGAGCUUUAAGGGAACCACAGAUAUCAACAGAGGAUCUUUUACAGGGAGCUGAGCAAUUUAAGUAUAGUUUUUUAAGCAAGCUUUACAGCUCAAAGUCAUAUUCUGUUAGUGAAAUUGAUAAAGAGUUAAAAAAGCUCUGGCCGAAAAGCAAAGACAUCUUUAUCAAAAGAGAAGAAAAUGACUGCUUCCUUGUAAAGUUUCACACAGCUGAGGAGUAUGAUAUUUUUAUUAAGUUCAAACCCUGGUUUCUAGAAGGUGACUUGUUUGCACUUGAGCCUUGGAACCCAAAGUUUCCAAAAAGUCUAGUGGAUUUAACUAAACUUCUGUUGUGGAUUCGUUUAUACAACUUGCAACCUGGAUUUGCUUACCCAAACAUAGUUAGAAGCAUUGUUUCUCCAAUGGGUGAUGUGAAAGAACUUGAUCCACCAGACUGUAUUUUUGCAAAAGGUAAAGUUCAAAAAGCUUUGGUGUUGUUGGAUGUUAGAGAUCCUCUUAGAAGGGGCUUCUGGGUUAAGAAUGCUGUGGAUGAGGAUGUAUGGAUAAGAUUGUUCUAUGAAAAACAACCUUUUAAUAUGUGUGGUUUCUGCUACACCAUUGAUCAUAAGGAGACGGAGUGUGAGAUCAUUGCAUCCUAUUUGCUUCAGCAGCAACGAGGACAUCUAUCAUCAGUUUCAAUACUUGAUCCCCCUUCUUGGACAAACCCGGAUAACAGAUCAAAAAGACAUGCAAAUGUGGAUCCGCAUGGUACCUCUUCUGCUUCUACUAAUAAGACAGAUCUGACUCAAUUAGUGGAAAUCAAGGUUUGA
This is a messenger RNA of Papaver somniferum (opium poppy), 837 nucleotides long. RefSeq lists its product as uncharacterized. The transcript has a single exon. The coding region runs from base 1 to 837 and encodes 278 amino acids. The record is from RefSeq and is a predicted model, not a curated record. NCBI's taxonomy places the organism in Eukaryota, Viridiplantae, Streptophyta, Magnoliopsida, Ranunculales, Papaveraceae.